CACUACUUGCACUCCAAAACCCAAACUUAUUUCUCUUAUACAGUGCAUCCAAAAAUGCCAGCGACUUAACAUUCAUGUCUUCCUUCCCAACUAAGCAAAUAGCUAAAUCACACCCUUAAUCUAAGCUUCAAUUGACUUCUUCUUUCCAAACUCCCUAGCAUCAUCGUUAAACACCACCACAACCAUGGCCGCACCGUCGUCAACGGCGGCGAAAACAGCCAACAUCAUGCUUACAAUCCCUGAGAAGAAAACUGUCUCGCUCGAUCUCUACCGUCCACUCCGAAACUACAUAGUCUACAAUUACUCCGAACGUGAAGCUCAAAAUCUCGAAGAUGAUCUUCAAACGCUUAAGCAAUUCCGUUCCGAUAUCGAACGUGGCCCUAAUGAGUCAUCUCUUCCUGCUCGUCGUGACCUUUUGCAGAAUUACUAUAAAUCCCUUUGUGCUGUUGAGUCUCGUUUCCCAAUUUCACCUGAUCAAGACCAUAUUAAUUCUGUUACUUUUACUUGGUAUGAUGCUUUUAAGAACAAAAACAAAGCUGCUCAGCAGAACAUCCAUUUAGAAAAAGCUGCAGUUUUGUUCAAUCUGGGGGCAGUGCACAGUCAGAUGGGAUUGGGUUUUGAUCGUUCAUCAGUUGAGGGGAGAAGACAGGGAUCACAUUCCUUUAUUGCUGCUGCUGGGGCAUUUGCCUUCUUGAGAGACAAUGUGGCAAUGAAGGCAUCAAUGGGUAGCUCCACCACUGUUGAUGUCUCUGUCGAAUGUGCUGGGAUGCUGGAAAGACUCAUGUUGGCUCAGGCUCAGGAGUGUGUUUUUGAGAAUAGCAUUGCCAAGGGAAAUACUCCUGGUGUCUGUGCAAAGAUUUCAAGACAGGUUGGAUUAUUUUAUGAGGAAGCUUUGGCAGCAUUAAAUGUUGCACCUCUGAACCAGCACUUUGACAAGGCUUGGCUAGCUCAUGUUCAGCUUAAGGCAGCACUGUUUUAUGCUGAGGCCUGCUACAGGUACAGUCUAGAGCUCCAUGACAAAGAAGAAAUUGCAGAGGAAAUUGCAAGGUUGAAGAGUGGUGUUAAUGUCUUGUCUGAGGCAAGAAAAACAUCUCCAAGGGGAGCACCACAGCAGCUCUUGGAUGCAAUUACUAAGCUAGAAGCUAGUUCAAAUCUAAACUUGGAGAAGGCUAUAAAGGAAAACGACAGAGUCUACCUCAUGAGGGUUCCGCCAGCCAGUUCUCUGCCACCACUUGCAGCAUUUUCCUUGGUCAAGCCUAUGCAAAUGAAUGAUAUUCUGGACGCAAGUAAGGAGAAGAUGUUUGCCAGUCUUGUCCCAGACAACAGUGCAAAAGCUCUUUCUAGGUACACUGAGAUGGUUGAUGAUGUCAUCAGGACUCAAGCUGAGAAGUUACAACAGGGCAGUGAGCUAGCUCGAGUGAGGCUCAGAGAAAUGGACUUGCCUGAUUCGAUUCUUGCCUUGGAGGGAAAUUUAUCCUUACCUGUGGCUUUAAAAGAAGAUGUAGAGGCAGUGCAAAUUUGUGGUGGUCCAGCUGGUUUGGAUGCUGAGAUUCAGCAACUCAGAGAUCUGAAGAGGGUGAACCAGGAGUUGCUGGUCCAGACAGAGGAGCUUUUGCAAAAAGAAGCAACGGAAGAUACACAGUUUAGAACUCAAUUCGGAACCCGAUGGACAAGGCCUCAAUCUACUACUUUAACAAAAAACCUGCAGGACAGGUUAAACAGGUUUGCAGCAAACCUGAAGCAAGCUGCAGAAAGUGAUGCCAGAAUUGACCGAUCAGUGAGGGAUCACGCAGCACUCAUGUCAAUCCUUGACUGCCGUCCAAUCGAAUCUGCUCUUCCAACCUUGGCAAGACCAAUCUUGUCUCUGGACGCCACUGAAGAUGCCAUUGUGGGAGCCCUGAAGCAGAGCCUGAGGCAACUAGAAAAUCUUGGUGCUCAGCGUGCUGGUCUGGAAGAUAUGCUGAAAGAAAUGAAGAGGAAGGAUGAUAUACUUCCGAAAUUGAUGACAUCCACGGGCUCCCAUGAGGAUCUUUUCAGGAAGGAGAUUGCAAAAUAUGAUCAUAUUUGUGAAGAAAUUUCUCAAAACAUCGAGGCGCAAGAACAGUUGCUGCUGCAAAUUCAGGCUCAAAAUUAUGAGUUUGCUUCUAUUUUCAAUCUUGAGGAUUAUAAAGCUUCCCGCGAGAGAAUCUAUAAGCAGAUUGAAGCUGCCAUUUUGAAAUAUCAAGAAAUCAAGGAAAAUAUCAAUGAGGGAUUGAAGUUCUAUGUAACCCUUCAGGAGGCGAUCACUAAUGUGAAGCAGCAGUGUAGUGAUUUUGUGAUGACAAGAAACAUGCAGUGCCGAGAAAUGAUGGAAGAGGUACAGAGGCAAAUCUCAGGUCUCAGUUUCCAGGAUAAUAAAAGUUCAAGUGGGUAUACUUAUCCUGCUGUUGGGCAGGCUCAUCAGCCUCCAAGAUCCAAUCCCCAGAUGCAGACCGAGACUGGAAAUAUACCCAAUUCUUCUCGACCACACCAGGCUCCUACGUACCAGCCUCCUCCUCAGCAACCAACAAUGUCUGGAUAUAGUCAAACCUCUAAUCCUUAUAGUUCUCCACAACCGCCUGCACCUCCUCCUCAGCGACCAACAAUGUCUGGAUAUAGUCAAACCUCUCCUCCUUACAGUUCUUCACAACCGCCUUACCAUUUCCCAGGUCAAGGUCAACCAUAUUCACAUCCACAACCGCAUCCUCAACAUCAACAACAGCCUCCACCUAGCCAUGAGUACGGCCAACCUGCAUAUCCUGGGUGGAGGGGUCCAUACUAUAAUGCACCUCCACAGCAGCCCGGAGCUAUGCCUCAGCCUCCUUACACUGCCCCUUCUCCUCCAUAUCCUCAUCCUCCUCCCCAUCAGAGCGGCUAUUACAGGCAAUGAUAGUUUUCCAAUAAUUUUUUCCGUGUGCAUCUCAUGUUCAUUUUUUGUCGUUCUCAAGUCGAUUAGAUUGGACGUGGCGAGACUUCUUUGUCUGUACCAUUUCUUGGCAUAUAUCUUUAUACAUUGUAAGUUUGAAUGAAGCACACAUGUACAGGGUAUCUCCUUGUAUAAUCGAUGACCAAAUUAAAGAUUUAGUUAUGAUAUAUCAAGAUAUUUUGAUGAUAAAUACAUUAAAUAAUGAUAAAUAUGUACAUUUAUAUUUGA
Solanum dulcamara is the source of this 3172-nucleotide messenger RNA. RefSeq names its product vacuolar-sorting protein BRO1-like. Gene Ontology annotation, cellular component: endosome. The transcript has 9 exons. The record is from RefSeq and is a predicted model, not a curated record. Gene Ontology annotation, biological process: protein transport to vacuole involved in ubiquitin-dependent protein catabolic process via the multivesicular body sorting pathway. Bases 185 to 2908 code for a protein of 907 amino acids. Gene Ontology annotation, molecular function: protein binding. NCBI's taxonomy places the organism in Eukaryota, Viridiplantae, Streptophyta, Magnoliopsida, Solanales, Solanaceae.